Messenger RNA from Ilyonectria robusta, 870 nucleotides. RefSeq lists its product as uncharacterized. The record is from RefSeq and is a predicted model, not a curated record. The coding region runs from base 50 to 523 and encodes 157 amino acids. The transcript has a single exon. NCBI's taxonomy places the organism in Eukaryota, Fungi, Ascomycota, Sordariomycetes, Hypocreales, Nectriaceae.
AUCGCGAGAGUGAGUAUGCUUAAUCUCUUUCUGAGUCUCCUCAGGCCUCAUGCUCAGCAGCCGGUAUCCCUCGCCAGUCCCUCUGAACGGGAAGCUCCCUCUUGGUAAAAGACUAUUGCUUCGGGGUCCCUCUCCGUCACUCGUCCUCGCCAUCUCCCUCGUUCCCAGUUGCUCCCUCUCUCGCUGCCCCUCUCUCUACCCCUCUUUCUGUCCCUCUCUCUCUAUCCCUCUCUCUCUAUCCCUCUCUCUCUAUCCCUCUCUCUCUAGCUAUCCCUCUCUCUCUAGCUAUCCCUCUCUCUCUCUGUCCCUGUCCUUAUCCCUAUACCGCUCUCCUCUCGCUUCCCUUCCUUCCAGAUUCAUCCUACUACAUCCGACCCUUGUGCCACUGUACUUGAUGCGUAUGCACCAACAAACUUACCAAGCUACCGUCGCAUAUAGUCCAAGUAGAAUCCAGCAGGUACAUCCAACCAGACUAGUCGCGUUCUCCAGGGUCGCCCUUCCGUUCGAUUCCGCUACGACCUAGCCCGCUCCCUUUUGCCCGCUCGCCCAAUGCAACUAUCGCCGUGGGCUUGUAGCGGCGACAUGUUGAGAUAUGACGGAUUGUUUCCUUUCCCCUUAUGUCCUACCCCAAACUGCCGCCGGCAAUUGGGCUCCCCACCCAUAACUCUUGGCUCCGCUGGGUCAGGAUUUAAUACUCGAAAUGGACUUCAGUAGACUCGGAGCUAACGUCACACGGCACCACCCGUAUCGGCUAGUUGCUAGUUGCGUCCGGUAUGGGCUCUUUGCGUUCGCCGAUCCACCUGCCCUGGUCCCGCAGCCGAGCCCCCAGUCUAUCAUACCGGCCACGCCUGUGCCAGGCUGUGCAGCAUC